This is a messenger RNA of Nannospalax galili (Upper Galilee mountains blind mole rat), 3114 nucleotides long. RefSeq names its product GRAM domain containing 1A (gene Gramd1a). Gene Ontology annotation, molecular function: sterol transfer activity; sterol binding. NCBI's taxonomy places the organism in Eukaryota, Metazoa, Chordata, Mammalia, Rodentia, Spalacidae. Bases 544 to 2739 code for a protein of 731 amino acids. The transcript is spliced from 22 exons. The record is from RefSeq and is a predicted model, not a curated record. Gene Ontology annotation, cellular component: endoplasmic reticulum-plasma membrane contact site; endoplasmic reticulum membrane; plasma membrane. Gene Ontology annotation, biological process: intracellular sterol transport.
GGUGUCGCUGACGCCGCGGCGGCCUCCGGCGGCUCCGGCCUUUUGUGCGGCCGGUGGGGUCGGGUGGGGGCGGCGGGCCGAGGCAGGCGAGGCCUGGGAGGCCCAGCUCAGAGCAGCCGGCCCGGCCCUACCCUGUGGCCCCGGCGCCGCAUCCAUGUUCGAAGGCAGUUUGUGGGGACCAGGAAGCCUGGGCAUCUGUGGAAGUGACAACAUCAUUCUCUUCCGAGUCCCCGCCCCAUAACGGUCCUCUCCCCACUCUGACCCCUCCCAUUACUCUGCCACCACUGAUUGGAUGGUAUUGGUACUUCCUCUUUGUGGUAAGAACUAAGAGGGCAAAGAAGAGUAAGAGCGGUAUGGACAGAGGAACUGAUGACGUGGGCAGAGCUGGCAGGGAGGAAAGGAGAACAAGGAAGAAAGAGCGUUCCUGCAGGAGGCAAUUCAACACGCACCCGGAAUAGACAUGUGUCCCUCAUCGGGUUGGAAGGAAUCCUUCUCUGAGAGAAAAACAGGCUGUGCCUCUGUCUCGGAGCCUCAGUUCCCUCCAUGAAACUGAACCAGCACGGCACCACACCCCACUCUGGCCGGAGCUCACCAAGCAGCUCCCCCUCUCUGCGAAAGCGGCUGCAGCUCUUGCCCCCUAGCCGGCCCCCUCCUGCCCCUGAGCCAGAACCAGGCACCAUGGUAGAGAAGGGAUCUGAUAGCUCUUCAGAGAAGGGUGGGGUGCCUGGGACCCCCAGCACCCAGAGCCUGGGUAGCCGGAACUUCAUCCGCAACAGUAAGAAGAUGCAGAGCUGGUACAGUAUGCUGAGCCCCACAUAUAAACAGCGCAACGAGGACUUCCGGAAACUGUUCAGUAAACUCCCCGAGGCCGAGCGCCUCAUCGUGGAUUACUCCUGCGCCCUGCAGAGGGAGAUCCUCCUGCAAGGCCGCCUCUACCUCUCUGAAAACUGGAUAUGUUUCUAUAGCAACAUCUUCCGCUGGGAGACCACGAUUUCCAUCCAGUUGAAGGAAGUGACCUGUCUAAAGAAGGAAAAGACGGCCAAGUUGAUCCCCAAUGCCAUCCAGAUCUGCACAGAGAGUGAGAAGCAUUUCUUCACCUCCUUUGGGGCCCGGGACCGCUGCUUUCUCCUCAUCUUCCGCCUCUGGCAGAAUGCGCUACUGGAAAAGACACUGAGUCCCAGGGAGCUCUGGCACCUGGUUCAUCAGUGCUACGGCUCAGAGCUGGGUCUCACCAGUGAGGACGAAGACUAUGUCUGCCCCUUGCAGCUGAAUGGUCUGGGGAGUCCCAAAGAGGUAGGAGAUGUGAUCGCACUCAGUGACAUCACCCCCUCGGGGGCAGCCGACCACAGUCAAGAGCCGAGCCCUGUGGGUUCCAGGCGUGGUCGAGUUACCCCCAACCUCUCCCGAGCCAGCAGUGAUGCAGACCAUGGGGCAGAGGAAGACAAGGAGGAACAGACGGACAGCCAGCUGGAUGCCUCUUCUAGUCAGACGGUGACCCCAGUCACAGAACCUCCAAGUACAGAACCUGCCCCAGCAGAUGGGCCCACCUCUCUGGGCCCCUUGGAUCUGCUUCCAAGAGAGGAGCUGUUGACCGAUACGAGUAACUCCUCUUCAUCCACAGGAGAGGAAGGUGACCUGGCCGCCCUGCUUCCCGACCUCUCUGGCCGGCUCCUCAUCAACUCUGUCUUCCACGUGGGAGCCGAGCGUCUUCAGCAAAUGCUCUUCUCUGACUCGCCCUUCCUCCAGGGUUUCCUGCAACAGUGCAAGUUCACAGAUGUGACCUUGAGCCCCUGGAGCAGUGACAGCAAAUGCCACCAGCGCAGAGUCCUGACCUACACCAUUCCCAUCAACAACCCUCUGGGCCCCAAGAGCGCCUCCGUGGUGGAGACACAGACUCUGUUCCGACGGGGCCCACAGGCUGGUGGAUGUGUGGUGGACUCUGAGGUGCUCACACAAGGCAUCCCGUACCAGGACUACUUCUACACUGCCCACCGCUACUGUAUCCUGGGCCUGGCCCGGAACAAGGCCCGGCUUCGUGUGUCCUCAGAGAUCCGCUACCGAAAGCAGCCGUGGAGCCUCGUGAAGUCCCUCAUUGAGAAGAACUCAUGGAGCGGCAUUGAAGAUUAUUUCCACCAUCUGGAGCGAGAGCUCACCAAGGCCGAGAAGUUGUCCCUGGAGGAAGGAGGGAAGGAUGCUCGGGGGUUACUGUCAGGCCUGCGGAGGCGGAAGCGGCCCCUGAGCUGGAGGGGCCACGGAGAAGGGCCUCAGCACCCGGACCCAGACCCCUGUACCCGGACUGGCAUGCACACCUCAGGCUCCCUCAGCUCCCGCUUCUCAGAACCGUCCAUAGACCAGGGCCCUGGGGCAGGCAUCCCCAAUGCCCUGGUUCUCAUCAGCAUUGUGAUCUGUGUGAGCCUUAUUGUCCUCAUCGCCCUCAAUGCCCUCCUUUUUUACCGCCUCUGGUCUCUGGAGAGGACAGCUCACACCUUUGAGUCCUGGCAUAGCCUGGCUCUGGCCAAGGGCAAGUUCCCCCAGACGGCCACGGAGUGGGCAGAGAUCCUGGCUCUGCAGAAGCAGUUUCACAGUGUCGAGGUGCACAAGUGGAGGCAGAUCCUGCGGGCGUCUGUGGAGCUCCUAGAUGAGAUGAAGUUCUCGCUGGAGAAGCUGCAUCGGGGAAUCACCAUCCCGGACCCUCCUUUUGACACUCAGCAACAGACCGAUGAUGACAGCUUCUCCUGAAGAACCCUGGCCGCACAGCCAUACCCUCAAAUGGACAGAAGGACACACAGAAUCCCAGUGGCCACUGCUGGCACAGUGUGAGCGCCACCAGGAACCUCCUGCCUGCCCCUCCCAGUGGCCCUGCCAAGAGCCACCCAAACAUGGGGACCAUAAGAACUGAGAUGCACUUUAGACCUAUGUGUGUGCGAGUCCAGCUGCCACCCUCUGCCUGGCCAGGGAACUGGCCUGGCCUUUGGCAGGCUCCCCCACUAACUUAUUUUGCCCAGCUGAGGUUGUGGGGGGCACCCCCUGGGGUGCACGAGACCCUCAGCUUUGGGUUUAAUGUAUUAUAUUUAUUUGGGGAUGUCAGAGCUCCAAUAAAGGGUUGGAAAUGGC